This is a messenger RNA of Prunus armeniaca (apricot), 276 nucleotides long. NCBI's taxonomy places the organism in Eukaryota, Viridiplantae, Streptophyta, Magnoliopsida, Rosales, Rosaceae. The record is from the annotation of a GenBank genome assembly.
AUGACUAUCUCCAACAGCUGUUGUCGCAGGCCUGGUCACAGCCCCUUUACCACACUCAAGCUCAUCUUCAAUCUACGUCACCGAUGUGGUAAAUUUGACGAGCAAGCCUUCUACACGGCGGCUUACUGGCUCUACCAAUACCACCACAAGACCCUUGCCUGCAACGUCAUUGCUAUUGCUGCCUCCUUUGGCACUAUCCCGACCUUCUCUAGAGACCAAUUGCCCAAUGCUCGUUUCUACCACCCGAUCACACAAGGCAUCGAGGGCCGUACUUAG